Molecule: messenger RNA, 741 nt
Organism: Diospyros lotus (date-plum)
Lineage: Eukaryota; Viridiplantae; Streptophyta; Magnoliopsida; Ericales; Ebenaceae
Exons: 1
Coding region: 1-741 (246 amino acids)
Source: RefSeq, a predicted model, not a curated record
AUGGGUAGUCUUUAUGAGCUUCUUGGUUUCGUGGGAACAAUUCUGAGAGAAUCAAGCAAACUCCUUGCCAAGCAUGGCAAGUCCAUGCUCACCAUAACUGCAACCUCCAUUCUGCUCAAUUGUCUUCUCUUGUUCGCCAACCUCUUCUCCACUAAGCCAGCAAUUAAAGAUUUUGUUGCCAAAACAACACUUCUGAUCACAAACCCUGGCAGUUUUGAUAUGUUCCGAUUGAUCAAUGAUAUGCAACAAGAUGUUCUGAUUAUUGUAGGAACCGAGUUGGCUUUCUUUCUCGCGACCUUAGCCGUCUUGCUGUUCUCCAUAGCUGCAAUGAUUCAAGCCUCAGCUCUAUUCUACAGUGGGAAGAGCCUUUCUUCCAUGGAUUUUGUUUCAAGGUUGGCAAGAUCAUUUGUAAGGCCAUUUGCCACGUUCUUUUACUUUAGUCAUUUCUACCUCGGAUACAUCGUCAUUUCACUGGCAAUCCGAAUGCUUCUAGCGAUCCUACUUUUUGGUCACAAUUCAAUCUUAUUACUCUCCACGAUCAUACUUCUUCCAACCUUGAUUCUGUGGAUUUACUUGUCGGUUGUUUGGAUAUUGGCCGUGGUGAUCUCUGUGAUCAAAGAGGGUUGCUAUGGAAUGGAGGCACUGGGGAAGGCUCAAAAGCUUGCUAAAGGCAAGCAGCUACAAGGUUUUGCUCUAAGUUGUGUCUUCGUGAUAUUACCGAUGAUUGUAGCUGGCCUUUGA